AUGAACGUUUUCGAGAAAUCACCAUCCAUGUGGGCAUCUUUUGCCUCACAUCAACGUUCAUCCCGUCCAGCGACACAGUCACGACCAGAACCCGCUCCGAAGAAAUCAUGGCGAUUGAGAUUCAAAAGUCCAGUCUAUACAGCCAACACCAACCCCAACAAUCGAACAAUCGACCUCCCACCGCCCUACACAGCAACCCCCAUCUCUCCCCGAACCACACGCCACCAAAACCACAACCAACCCGACCAAGAAUCACCCUACAGCUUCCUAAGCACAUUCGACACAGUCUUCCUAGUAGACGACAGCUCAAGCAUGAAAGGCCAAAACUGGAAAUCCGCCGCCAACGCAAUCGCAGCAAUCGCACCCAUCUGCACAAGCCACGACCCGGACGGAAUAGACAUCUACUUCCUGAACCAGCCAGCUGCCAGUAACGCCCACUACAACAUAACAACACCAAGCCAAGUGCAUGAAAUCUUCACAAGGGUCACACCACGCGGCGUUACACCCGUCGGGAAACGUCUCAAUGAUAUCCUAAAGCCGUAUAUGGCGCGCGUGGAACGGAUGCAGGCUGCGCAGGCGAGGAACGGGGCUAGUGAUAUUGAUGACCGGUUCUAUGUACGACCGGUGAAUAUCAUUGUUAUUACUGAUGGGGUCUUUACAGAUGAUGCUGAGAGUGUUAUUAUGGGUGUAGCGCGAAAAUUGGAUUUGAUUGAUGCUAUUGCUUGGCAGGUGGGCAUUCAGUUCUUUCAGGUUGGGGAUGAUGAGAGUGCGAGGUUGUAUUUGCAGGAGUUGGAUGAUUAUUUAGGGGGUUGCCGGGAGGGCUUCAGGGAUAUUGUUGAUACUGUUCCUUGGGCUGGGGGGCUUUGUGGGGAGGGGAUUUUGAAGACAGUGCUUGGGGCUGUUAAUAAAAGGUUGGAUCGGAGGGUCCUAUAA
Molecule: messenger RNA, 933 nt
Organism: Penicillium antarcticum
Lineage: Eukaryota; Fungi; Ascomycota; Eurotiomycetes; Eurotiales; Aspergillaceae
Exons: 1
Coding region: 1-933 (310 amino acids)
Source: RefSeq, a predicted model, not a curated record